AUGAAGCUGCUGUUUUCUCUGUUUCUUCUCUGGGCACUCUCCACCACAGCUGGAGCGCUUCUGUGUCAAACCUGCACAGAUUUGACGUGUUCAAACACAACGGCAAAUACAUGUUCCUCAUUGGAACCAAUGUGUGUUACAGCUACCAUUCUAGCUACUUCAUCUGGAACUACGACAAAACAAAUCUACAAGGCAUGUGCAACUUCCUCCCUGUGUCCAGCCGUAACCCCUCAGACAUUUUCAGUCAACCUGGGUUUUCAAAGUGCUCUGGCUUCUGCUGAAUGCUGCAACACAGAUAACUGCAACUCAGCAACUCUACCAAAUCCUGCUUCUCAGUCAAAUAAUGGCAGAGAAUGCAACUUUUGUGACCCUUCCACUGGUCAGUGCUCCUCCACAUUACAGUGUCAGGGAGUGGAGAACAAAUGCUUCCAAUCAACCAGUGAGUCUUUAUGUUCUACAACUACAACCACCGCCGCAACUACAACAACCACCCCAACAACAACUACAACAGCCGCCGCAACUACAACCACCGCCCCAACUACAACCACCAUCCCAACUACAACCACCGCAACUACAACCACCGCAACUACAACCACCGCAACUACAACCACCACCACACCAACAACUACAACCACCGCCCCAACUACAACAGCCGCCGAAAGUACAACCACCGCUGUAAAAACAACCACCGUUCCAGCUACAACUACAUCCACUGCCGCAAUCACAACCACCGUCCCAACUACAACCACUGCCACAACUACAACCACCACCCCAACUACAACCACCGCCCUAACUACAACCACAACCCCCGCCACAACUCCAACAAACGCUGAAACUACAACCACCGUCCCAGCUACAACUACAUCCAGCGCCGCAACCACAACCACAACCACCCCUGCAACUACAACCACCACGCCAACUACAACCACCAUCCCAGCUACAACUACAGCCACUGCCGCAACUACAACCACCGUCCCGACUACAACCACCGCCGCAACAACAACUACAACCACCACCCCAACUACAACCACUGCCGCAACUACAACCACAACUACCACUCCAACUACAACCACCACCCCAACUACAACCACCGUCCCAGCUACAACUACAACCACUGUCGCAACUACAACCACCGCCCCAACGACAACCACCGCUCCAACGACAACCACUACAACUACAACCACAGUCCCAACUACAACCAGUACAACUACAACCACCGCCUCAACUAUAACCACCACCCCAACUACAGCUAUAUCCAGUAUCCCAACUACAACAACCACCUCAACAACAAGCACCCCAACUACAACCUCCGCCUCAACAACAACUACCAUUGCAACUACAACCACUACACCAACUACAACCACCACCCCAAUUACAACCACCACCUCAACAACAACAACCACCGCUCAAACGUCAACCACCACCCCAACAACAACCACCGCUCCAACAACAACCACUGCACCAACUACAACCACCACUUCAACUACAACCACCGGCCAAACUACAACCACUGCCCCAACUGCAGCUACAUCCACCACCCCAGCUACAACAUCUGCCUCAACAGCAACCACCACCCCAACUACAACCACCACAAUGACAACCAUCACCCCACCUAUAACCACGGCUACAACUACAAAAACUAUUCCAACUACUACCACCGCCUCAACAACAACCACCACCUCGUACCCCAACUACAACAUCUGCCUCAAAAACAACCACCACCACAACUACAACCGUCACCCCAACUACAACCACAGCUACAACUACAACCACUACACCAACUACAACCACGGCUACAACUACAACCACUACACCAAUUACAACCACGACUCCAACUACACCCACUACAAGUACAACCACUACCCCAACUACAACCGCUACAAUCACAACCACUACCCCAACUACAACUUCAGCUGCAGGAUCAAGUACAACUACUGCCUCCACAACCAAAAGUGA
Neolamprologus brichardi is the source of this 1956-nucleotide messenger RNA. The record is from RefSeq and is a predicted model, not a curated record. NCBI's taxonomy places the organism in Eukaryota, Metazoa, Chordata, Actinopteri, Cichliformes, Cichlidae.